AAGUAAUAAAUAUAUUGAUUGAUUAUUCCACUAUCCACUUAUCUCAAAAACAAGAAAUUAUUCUCAUAUUUUAUGUCAAACGUCACCGGAACCGGAAACCCUAAAUUCGAACAUUCAAAUUUUGCAUGUCAUAUCUAGGAGCGUCUCUUCAUAAAACGCAAAAAUGACUGCAAAAGUGAUUCGAAAACCCACAUUUCGCAAAGAUGAAUCAGAAGACGACAAAGAGCUUCAAGUGGAACUCAAAGUGCUUGUGGAGCGCAUAACUGGAGAGGACCCCAAACUCAUCCCUUCGUCGAUCGAGAUGUUGAAAUAUCUCAUUCGUACAGCCACCACUUCCAUGACUUCAGUUCCCAAACCUCUGAAAUAUCUGGGGCCUUUUUAUGGUCACUUGCGUGAGAAAUGCGACGCUAUGGGCGAAGGCACUAUUAAGAAAAACCUGUCGGAUGUGGUCUCGGUGCUUUCAAUGGGGGCUAUCGAGACUGAAGUAAAAAAAGGAUAUGAUUGUUUGAAGUAUUGUUUGCAAGGGACCAUGCAGAAUAUAGGGGAUUGGGGGCACGAAUAUAUCCGACAGCUGGAGACUGAAAUCGUGAAACAGUGGGUAAUGUGUGACAACAAUUUUAAAACCCUGCACCCUCUGGUUAAAGAAAUAAUGACUUUUAAUUGUUCGCAUCAUGAUGAAAUCCAAGGAUGCGAUCUCCUCAUGGAGAUUAAUCAAAUGUAUAUGCUUUUUGAUUACGUGACGAAGGACAAUUAUAAGCCCAUUUGCUUAUAUUUGGCUGCUUGCGCCAAGUACGUAGAUGAACUAGAGAGCAAGAAAAUUCUUAAGUUGAUUUCUCAGUUUUAUAUGAUGUUUGGAGAGUAUUGUCGCUCGAUAAUUGUGGCCAUUCAGAUCAAUGACGCAAAAUUGGUCGACAAGUUGUUUAAUACGUGCAAGGAUAAGGUUAUUUUGUAUCAAAUGGCGUUUAUUUGUGCGAGACAUCUUUACCCGUUUGAGCUCAGUGUUGAGGACGAUGAUAUUAAGAGCAUCUUGGAGAACAGUCAUUUGAGUCACCAUUUUUUGACGUUUGCCAGAGAGCUCGACAUAAUGGAGCCGAAAGCCCCGGACGAAGUCUACAAGACUUGGCUCGAGCCCACCAACCUCCGUCAGAGCGUCCUCGGGGAGAAGCUAGACAGUGCCCGUCAGAAUCUCGCCUCCUCCUUCGUCAACGGCUUCGUGAACGCCGGCUUCGGCACCGACAAGCUCCUCACCACCGAAGACGGCAAUAAGUGGAUCUACCGCAACAAAGACAUAGGCAUGCUGAGCGCCACCGCUGCCCUCGGCCUCCUCUACCUGUGGGACGUGGACGGCGGACUCACCCCCAUCGACAAGUACCUCUACACCACCGACGAGAACAUCAAAGCCGGCGCCCUCCUGGCUCUCGGAAUUGUCAACUGUCGCAUCCGCAACGACUGCGACCCCGCGCUGGCCCUCCUGGGUGACUACGUGGAGAGCUCCAGCGAGGAGCUGCAACUGGGCGCCGUGUUCGGCAUAGGGCUAGCGUACGCAGGCAGUGGGCGGAGCGACGUGCUCUCGCUCCUCCUCCCGGUGAUUCAGGAGUCGAAGCUGGUGAAGACGCUGGGCGUGGCCAGUCUGGCGUGCGGGUUGGUGGCGCUGGGGAGGAACAACAGCGAGGUGUCGGACGUGGUGCUGUCGAAGAUGAUCGAGAGUAACGGGUUGGAGGUGCUGAAGAGCCCGUUCAUGAUGCUGGCGGGGUUCGGAGUGGCGCUAGCGUACUUCGGGUGUAAGGAUGAUAUUGAGGUUCCGACGACGGUGGCGGAGGUGUUCGAGGAGCCGUUCAAGACCAUGUUCCAGACGAUGUUGCAGAUGUGCGCGUACGCGGGGAGCGGCGACGUGCUGAUCAUCCAGGAGCUGUUAAGGCUGGUGGAGGAGAAGGUGGAGCCUCCGGAGGAAAGGACGGAAAAGGAGGAGGCGGCGAAAGGGAAGGAGAAGAAGAAGUACGAGUGGGACUACUACAUGGGGAAAGCGAUUGCGGUGUUGGCGGUGGCGGCAAUUUCGAAAGGGGAGGACAUAGGCACUGAGAUGAUCCAGAGGAUCUUCGGCCAGAUUUCCCGCUACGGGGAGCCCUCGGUACGCAAAGCGGUACCUCUAGCGAUCGCUCUAACCUCAAUCAGCGAUCCUCAACCCAACGUGAUUAACGUCUUGACCAAGUACUCGCACGACGUGGAUGACGAUGUGGCCUGCAAUGCCAUCUUCGGUCUAGGUUAUAUAGGAGCUGGUACUAAUAACGCUCGACUGGCGGUGACUUUGCGCCAGCUUGCGCUCUACCAUGCCAAGAACCCUUUUCAGCUCUUCAUGGUACGCAUCUCCCAGGGCUUGGUUCACAUGGGUAAAGGUACCAUGACUCUGAACCCUUUACACACGGAUCGGCAGCUUGUGGACCCUGUGGCAAUGGCAGGUAUUUUGAUACCUUUGGUGGCUUUACUUAAGCCGCAUUCGCUCAUCUUGGGUCGGAGCCACUACCUCCUUUACAGUCUAGCAGCGGCUAUGCAACCACGAUGGUUGCUUACCCUAGACGAAAACCUGAAUUCUACCUCGGUGACAGUCCGUGUUGGUCAAGCCGUAGACACGGUGGGAAAGGCCGGAGACCCCAAGACCAUCGCAGGGAUCCACACUCACACCACGCCUGUUCUUCUCUGUGCCAACGAAAGAGCAGAACUGGCGAACGGAGAGUACGAAGUGGUAGCCCCUGCACUUGAUGGAAUUUGCGUUUUAAAAAAAAUUCCUUGCUAAAUAAUGUAUUUCAAUAAAAGUAUUAACAAGAUAAA
Messenger RNA from Zophobas morio, 2826 nucleotides. Its product is annotated as 26S proteasome non-ATPase regulatory subunit 2-like. The coding region runs from base 164 to 2791 and encodes 875 amino acids. NCBI's taxonomy places the organism in Eukaryota, Metazoa, Arthropoda, Insecta, Coleoptera, Tenebrionidae. Gene Ontology annotation, biological process: proteasome-mediated ubiquitin-dependent protein catabolic process; regulation of protein catabolic process. Gene Ontology annotation, cellular component: nucleus; proteasome complex; proteasome storage granule. The transcript is spliced from 7 exons. Gene Ontology annotation, molecular function: enzyme regulator activity. The record is from RefSeq and is a predicted model, not a curated record.